Arctia plantaginis is the source of this 1074-nucleotide messenger RNA. NCBI's taxonomy places the organism in Eukaryota, Metazoa, Arthropoda, Insecta, Lepidoptera, Erebidae. The record is from the annotation of a GenBank genome assembly.
AUGAAACGAGGAUAUAAAGUUACAGACGUGAAAAGGGAGAAGAAAAUAGGUAUUGCGGCCGAAAGUCUCGAAGAAUUAAUUGCAAGAUCCUGCAAAAAGUUAGGUUUCAAUGUCAGCUGCGCGGAGUGCCGACUAUAUGUGGCUGAGGACGGCACGCAAGUCGACGAUGACGAGUACCUCGCCACUUUGCCCUCACAGACUCUCUUUAUAUUAUUGAAAAAUAAUGAAAAUAUGGUCACUGAUUUUGAUUACUACUAUGAUCUGAUCCGAUCUCAUAAGAAGGACUACAUAGAAACAGGUGCUGCAGCCAAAGAAUUUCUCAGCACCAAUAUCAAAGAGAAGUUAAAAGUGUUCCAAAAAUACAUUGAAGCAGCUGAUGAUGCACACACCAUGCUCAGUGAAAGGGCUCAAGAUCCUAAAUGGUUUGAAGGUCUAGAAUCAUCAGAAAAAACAAAAGAGCAAUCCAUGUCGAAACGCGUCAAGGAUCGUAUGAGAGGAUAUUACUACAAAACUAAGUCAGCGCUACAGGCGUCUGAGGUCUACAUCCACUCUAAGAACGGAUACGGUAAGAAGCUCAUAGACACAUUCUUAACAGAUUUGAGAAAAUUACUGGAAUCUCACAAAUACAAUGACACUUACUUCAACCGAAAAGCUACUAAAAACUUACGACUGUGCGACGAGUACGGUCAGUUCGAGUGUGGUGGGCUUUGGAGUUCAGAUAAAUGUCUAUAUGAAGGCACACACGUCAUCAAUCCGUAUCGGAGCCGCGAGGAGCGCAUUAUAUUCCAAACUUGGAAUUUAGACCACAAGAUUGAGCUAUCAAGGUCAAUAAUACCAAAAAUUCUACAAGCAAUAGAAGGUCUGUACAAUGGUGAUAUAAAAUGUAUGGUAUGUGAUAAAGAAUCGAAUAUAGGCGGUAUCGAGACAGACAGAUACUAUCUGCAGAUUUUUACACGGGCGAACCUUAAGUUGGUCCAUAUUGUGUGCCACUACAAGGGUAAACACGAUGCUGAGUCUGAUGUUUACACCGUGUGCAAGAAAUGUUGCGGUCAGCAGAGUAUCGAGUAUAACUAA